AUGUCAACGACAAGCAGCCAACUGCCCCCGAUCCGAGCAUGUCUCUUCGACAUGGAUGGUCUUUUGAUCGACUCUGAGGAUCUAUACACCGUCUGUACCAACGAGACUCUACGAAAGUACGGAAAGCCCGAUCUGCCAUGGAACAUCAAGGCUCAAUUGCAAGGACGCCCUGGACCAGAGGCUGGUCGCAUCUUCCAUGAAUGGGCUCAGCUACCCAUCACACGCGACGACUUCCUCCAGCAGACCUCCGCCCUGCAACAAAAGUACUUUCCCUCCACACAACCACUCCCCGGUGUCCGCGACCUGCUAAAACGCCUGGACUCCAACCCAAACGUACACAUUGCUCUCGCCACCUCCUCCAACAAGAACAACUUUGGCCUCAAAACUGCACACCUUGAAGAUGUCUUCGCAGUCUUUGAGCAACAACACCGUGUACUCGGCGAUGACCCUCGUAUCCCUGCCGGAAAGGGCAAACCGGCACCAGACAUCUACCUCCUCGCCCUGGAGACUAUCAACGCACGUAUCCGCAAGGAAGGAAAAGAGAAGGAGAUCACACCCGCCGAAUGUCUGGUCUUCGAGGACAGUGUGCCCGGAGUCGAGUCUGGAAGAAGAGCUGGAAUGCAAGUGGUCUGGUGCCCGCAUCCUGGAUUAUUGAACGAGUACAAAGGAAGAGAAGAGGAUGUUUUGGCUGGUACGAGCAUCAUGAAGCAGUAUGGUGUCAGCAGUGGUGGCAGCGAGGUGCCUGGAAAGGUUGAAGAUGGCUGGGCUAGGCUGCACAUGACGCUAGAAGACUUCCCUUACAAGAGCUACGGUAUGGAGGCAUAG
This is a messenger RNA of Aureobasidium pullulans EXF-150, 825 nucleotides long. Its product is annotated as putative HAD superfamily hydrolase. Gene Ontology annotation, molecular function: phosphatase activity. NCBI's taxonomy places the organism in Eukaryota, Fungi, Ascomycota, Dothideomycetes, Dothideales, Saccotheciaceae. The transcript has 3 exons. Bases 1 to 825 code for a protein of 274 amino acids. The record is from RefSeq and is a predicted model, not a curated record.